AUGAUGAGCACCAAGGCAAACUUAGAUGCGCAGUUUCCGGCUCCUUCUCCUCCCCCUUCCCCGUUGUCCCCUGGGCGUUGGCCGGGAAUGUCUGAGGAGUCGACUCUCGCAUUGCGAAACCUCCUAAAAGAAAACCACACGAAAUGGCAUAUUUUCUUUAAUAAUUUGCACUACCAUAAUCAUACAUCUCAUCACCUGCUCGCCCUUUACUACUUAGGCGCUAGUCCCGCCCUAUUGGAUGCCGCAUAUCAAAACCAUGUUUCGUAUAUGCGUCCUGCCAGGAAGAGUCCAGAACCGAUCGCCGCGAAGAAUUUCCACCUGCACCUUGGUGACGAGAACUUCUACUCUGGCUACGUUGACUUUUUCUCCUCAGUUCUAUCGGAGAAAGGAGCCGCGGCAACUAUCGAAGAGUAUAUAUUCUCCCCGAAGGUUAACAUCGAGGCGCCUAUGUCCGGAAAGCCCCCUAUGAACAUGUUGAACCGCUUCCUUUCCGGCGUGUUGCACCCCCUCAUUCACACUGGAUACGGUGCAGAGUUUGGCCUGCUCGGCAUGGUCGCAGAGGGUCUUGCCCAGGCAGCGGUCCAUGCCCCGGGUUCACCAACUCUUGUCUCGCCUUCGUUAUUCCAACGCGCAUCUUCAGUCUCCUUUGACGUCGUCAACGCUGCCGUCGAUCGUUUGACGGAGCUUAUGCCAUCGCUCGUACUGGAGUCGGCGCAGCGCGCCCUCGGAGUCCAGCAUACGCAAGUAAAGGAUGGCGUUCAUGCGCUCACUAUUCUUUCGCGCAUCCUGCGCGAUCCUGCGUUCUCGUCAACUGCGAUUGGACUGCCGGUGACUGACAACUCAGAGACUCCGUUCCAACGCGUGGUCCGGCUGCGCGGGGAAGCGCUUGUUGCUCACGCUGAGGCGUGGAGCGUUGAUGGGACAAGCACCGAGGAAGUCGCAAGCAAAAUUGAAGAGAUCAUCUGGAUGAAUACGAUAGUGUACGGUGUCUGCGGCUGGGGCGGACGUAAAACCUCCGCUAACGGGAAGUUCAAGCCCGACUUCUUUCUUCUGCACUCGGUGACCUCCGCGAUCUUCCUGCAUUCGCUCACUGCCUACCUCUCUCCGACAUCAAAUUCCAUCCUCCUCCGUACAUAUUUCAUCAAUUGCCUCGCUGUGUGGGUCUCGCUCGGACGCCCUGCGCCUCCCCUCAGCGCCUUUUUCUCCUCCCCUGAUUUGCCCACAGCUCACCCUACCGAACCCGGCACACACUCAGAUCCUACGCCUGGCACACUGGUUCGCGAGGACAUGUCCCCGAACCCGUGGCUGCCCAUCCUGCAGACGACGCUCAUGUAUCCGGAUGACCACCUAUGCAAGCUGCAGCGCGCUCUCGCUCACUUUGCUGCGCUCUAUGGCACUACACCCAAGGGACACUUUGCCGCGCUCGCGCGGGGCGAUGCGCCGCUGGAGGGGGCGGAGGAGUUGGAUGGGACGCUGUUUGUGCGCGUUGCGGGCCUUACAGCAGAUGCGCUUGGCUGGAUGAGGGAGGGCCAGGAGCAGAAGGGUUACGAUUUCGGUGGGUUCUACGAGUGA
Molecule: messenger RNA, 1572 nt
Organism: Sparassis crispa
Lineage: Eukaryota; Fungi; Basidiomycota; Agaricomycetes; Polyporales; Sparassidaceae
Exons: 5
Coding region: 1-1572 (523 amino acids)
Molecular function (GO): oxidoreductase activity
Source: RefSeq, a predicted model, not a curated record